GAUUUCCUAUUAAUCCCAAUGUGCUACAGUGAAUACUAUGCAGUUAAUCACAGUGGUACUGUCCGGCAGUACUUUGAUCGAUUCUGCGUCCAUCGAGAACACUGCGUUAAUCGUGGAAUCGACGAACAAUGUCAGACACUGCAGCAACUCGAUAAACGAGUCCAAGUAUCGUUCUUCUCUUAUCAUCACGCAAGACCAUCCAGAAGAGCAUUGGUGCAGAGCCGAUUCUGUUGUUGUGAGACGGAUCGUUGCAACAAUUUCAACAAUCAAAUGGCAUACGAAAUAUUCGGUAUAACCUCCACUACAUCCCAUUUCUUACUCUUCUUUCGUAUUUACACAACAAUGACGUGCAUUCUGAUACUUCUACUCUAA
Angiostrongylus costaricensis is the source of this 372-nucleotide messenger RNA. Lineage: Eukaryota; Metazoa; Nematoda; Chromadorea; Rhabditida; Metastrongylidae. The record is from the annotation of a GenBank genome assembly.